GCAAAUAAUAAUUAAAAAGAGUUUCAGUGUUUUUUAAAAGAAAGCAACUAUCGAAAAACAAACAAUCAAAAAGUGAUUGCAAACACAUCCUCCAAUAUUCGAUUUACUUUAUAAUUCUUCGCGUGUGAAAUGGCCAAGUUAACCAAUGUUAUUAUUUGUUGCUUCCUCAUGUGCGGAAUAUCUGGAUUAUUAGCCAAACCCAUUCUGGACAAUGAUAUUAUACCGCAGACGAGCAAGUGCCAGAGCUGUCCGGAGAAUAGACCGGAAUGUGAGCCGGAUCAGGUGCUCGUUGAGGUGAUGCAUGGCACCGGGGAACCAGGCAGCUGUUGUUCCCACUACAAAUGUGUCGGCGAAAUGCCAGUCUGUGAUCGCGCGAUCGCACCCAUUCGAUACUAUCCGAAUGCGUGCAUUGAGUGCACGACUUGCUCCAUCUGCCAGUCCAUUUGCCCGCUGAUUGAGUCGGAGUCGGAGCAGUUGUUGAACUGCUUGACCUACAAUGAUGAGCUCAAGAUGAAGGGUGAUAUCUGGAUGGAGAAUGACGGCUGCACCAGAUGCGAAUGCGAUCAGCAGAGUGAGCGAUCCUGCAAGUCCAUACAAUGCCUGGAGCCGGACUGCGAGAAUCCCAUUCAAAAAGAGGGCGUCUGCUGUCCAGUCUGUCCCUCCGAAGAGGAAGAGGAAGUGGUCGUACCCUCCAUAGGGGGCACCACCAGCGGCCCACACCUGUGGCUGAAUGUCAGCACCACUGAGACGAUCGAAGAUCCUACAAUGGACAUGAUUGAUCCCUCUACCCCAAUGACAGACGAAGCUAAUGAUUCCAGCAGCACCACAACAGCCACUAGUUCAGUUUCCUCAACCGAAAACGAGCCAAGUGUUGUUCAAUUAGGCUCCAGCACAACGAUCAAUAGUCCCUCCAGCACUACGACCUAUAGCCCAUCCAGCACUACGACCUAUAGCCCAUCCAGCUCCACGGAGAACGACAGCUCCACAGCCAGCGAGGGCCCCGAAGUUCCACCCAACUUUGAUGGGUAUUCAACUUUGGAUUCCACUUCCACAAAGCCCAGCAUCGAUCUCAUUGAAAGCUCUACCACGCCCGACGGGGACGGACCCACAGACAUCUUUGAAAGCUCAUCAGAUGCCUCCUCUACAGAGAAAUAUCGCCACGAAUAUUCAAUUCAAUAUUCAAUUGAGUUCAAUAAAGAGACCACCGCUGGGCAGAUGACCGCUGAGAUUAGCACAGAGGAGAUCACAUCCACUGAAGAUGCGCUGCCAAAGGCUAGCGAUAAUCCCAGCACCUCGGACACACCAGCAGAAUUACCCCUGUCGACCAGCUCGGAAAAUAGGCCACCUCGCACAGUUUAUAACGGCGACGAUGUUGUGUCCUUGAGAAAGGAUGGUAUUGGACGUUACGUUUGGCCUGUUUCUGUUGUCAUUUUUGUGUUUGUUUUGUUAAUUUUUGCCACCAUUUACUGUGUCAAGAAGCAAAGAAACGGCAAGGAGGUAAACCCGGCCUACCAUGUGGUCUCGCAGAACAAUCCACAGACUAUCGUGAACACGGGGCAGCCACUGCUGCCUCCCAUUGGCGGUGAGACGAUAAAAGAAGUGACGAAUUGAAGCAUUAGCAUUGUGGUUCCUUUAUCAUCCUCCCUGCAGACUGAUUUUUGAUCUUAACAUCUGGAUGUCCAACCCAUCUAGAACAAAUUAAACCAAAAUAGUGGAAGAAGUCUGCAUGGCUACAGAAGUGAUACUAAUAAACGAAAAGAAAAGCAUUUUCCGUC
This is a messenger RNA of Drosophila guanche, 1775 nucleotides long. RefSeq names its product mucin-5AC (gene Rcd2). The transcript is spliced from 3 exons. Bases 130 to 1611 code for a protein of 493 amino acids. The record is from RefSeq and is a predicted model, not a curated record. Gene Ontology annotation, molecular function: protein binding. NCBI's taxonomy places the organism in Eukaryota, Metazoa, Arthropoda, Insecta, Diptera, Drosophilidae.